AUGGCACCGGCCUCAGAUGGGCCGUCGUGCUCCUCAAGUGAAACAUCCCUCAACGACCUGAGAGAGCUGGAGACACUGGCGAGAAGCAAGCAGGUUGGCACACCGACUAACUCAAACUCUGGGGCCCCAGUGACGGAAACAGCCCUAAAGGCCCUCUUGGACGAACUACGCCGUAAUAUUGCCACCGAUAUCUCCGCAUUCAGAGACAAAAUCAAUGGAGUCUCGGCCUGUCUACACAAUGCAGAGGUGACCACAGCAGGCUACGAGACGAGGCUCACAAUAUUAGAAUGGGAACUCACCGUGUUAAGGUCAGAACAAGCAAAGGCACAACACUGCAUGGCCACAAUGGAGGACCGGAGGCGGUGGAAGAACAUAAAGGUCCGCGGCCUUCCAGACACAGUUACCACGGCCGAAAUAACUCACCUGAUCCGGAGACUCCUGGCCCAGUUGUUCCCUGCCAAACAAGCCAAACAGAUGAUGCUGGACAGCUGCAACAGGCUCCCAGUUCCUCCAGCAACAGCUACAGGAGUACACAGGGACGUUAUAAUACGAUUCCAAGCCGGUCCUGACAAACAGGCGUUGAUGGCUGCCACCCAUAACAAGUCCCCCUACACAUUUGAAGAUCACCAGCUGAUGUUCUACACGGAUCUUUCCAGGGCAAUCCUAGACUGGAGAAGGACCCUGAGACUCCUGACCGCAGCACUCACAAAAAGCAAGGUGGCUUUUGGGGGAACACCAAAGAGUCUUCUGAUUCCCCAAGAUUCUGGGACACUGAAAGUGUUCGAGGAUACAGAAAUACCCGGCAUCCUACAGAAACUCGAGAUACCAGCAACCACAGAGGGACCGCAGACAUCAGCCCUGGAUACCCAGCCACGAACCUGGGACCCCUCGAGAGUCCGCCUGUUUGUUCCUGCCACUCUGCGGGGCGACCCAGCCACUACCGCUGUAUCCUGA
This is a messenger RNA of Pelobates cultripes (western spadefoot toad), 954 nucleotides long. The record is from the annotation of a GenBank genome assembly. NCBI's taxonomy places the organism in Eukaryota, Metazoa, Chordata, Amphibia, Anura, Pelobatidae.